Molecule: messenger RNA, 755 nt
Organism: Symsagittifera roscoffensis
Lineage: Eukaryota; Metazoa; Xenacoelomorpha; Acoela; Convolutidae
Exons: 4
Coding region: 181-507 (108 amino acids)
Source: RefSeq, a predicted model, not a curated record
UUGUACAUCAUGUAGUUUGUGCAAAAUAUACAAAACUCGCCGAGUGUGAUAACUUUAUGUGUAAAAUAGACACAACUCUUUUCAGCAGAUUGUACAAACAGUUAGUCGUGUCAUUAUUUUUAUUCUGUUAUCAUAAUUUGAAAUAAAACACGGGACAGCAUUCUGAAAUUGAUUUUAAACAUGGCAUUUCGUUGGUUGACUACAUCGUUAAUUUUGCGUGCCGUGAUUGCGUGCCUGAUUGUACCAGUAUUCAGUAUGCUAGUAGCAUUAUGGCUUUUCUCAGAUACAAAACAUCUGGAUCUUCUGGACAAAUCUCCUGGACUCCGAUCGGGAUGGGAGGAUGUCAAACAACACUUGAAAAUUGAAGAGAAAAACGGAUUACUUUCCUACUUCUUCACGGAAUCAACGAUCAGAAGAUUUUCUCAAGAAGGAUCUGAUCUUAUGGUUAGGACUCAGAAGACGAUUGAAAUUAUAUUCUUGGGGAAACCACUCAAAGAAGACGAAUAAUGCAAUGAGAGGAUUGAUGCUUGAAGAAUGUUCGGCUAUUGCCACGCCUCGAUUAUAAUUCAGAAGAGAAGUUACUGCACAUAAAACAGGAAUAUAUUUUCCCUGGAUACGUAAUAAAAAAGACGUCAACAUUUAUAGAAAGUCUUGAGCCAAUCACGGUCGAAAUAAGAAAAAAACGAGGGAAAUUUUUACUUUAAGAUCCUGAUUGGCUCGUGAUUUUGUCUACAAUUUGACUGUCUAAUUUUUGA